This is a messenger RNA of Papaver somniferum (opium poppy), 1115 nucleotides long. RefSeq names its product 18.6 kDa class III heat shock protein-like. Lineage: Eukaryota; Viridiplantae; Streptophyta; Magnoliopsida; Ranunculales; Papaveraceae. Gene Ontology annotation, biological process: response to hydrogen peroxide; response to salt stress; response to heat. The coding region runs from base 344 to 949 and encodes 201 amino acids. The record is from RefSeq and is a predicted model, not a curated record. The transcript has a single exon.
AAAAAGAUAUCUGCAUUCGGCCGUAGUGGGCCUAAAUUAGUUAACAUAGACUAACACUAGCCCAAUAAUGGACCCAAUUUGAAGAGAAAAGAACAGAACAUGUUAGAUUCUUCUAGAAUUUUACUGAGAUUUCUUCUAGAAAUUGGUAGUUCUUUCUCCCAACACCUCUAGAAAUUUCUGCAACUCCUCUUUAAAAUCCUCCCCAACCCGUUCGCUCAGUCAUCUCAUAUCAUAUCAUCACAGUGUCAAACUUUUCUCUUACCAAGUUGUUCAUCCAUCUCUAUAUUUCAAUUCCAAAUCCAGCUUUUCAAUCAAGUGUUGUUGUUGAAACAAAUCAAGAAAGAUGAUGAGCUCAAUGUUGUUUCCAGACGGUGCUCUUGAUCUAUUGCAUGAUCAUCUCCACCACCACCACCAUCAUGAUCAUGGCCAUGAUCAGAGAGACAAGUUGAGAGCUGCUUUAAUCUCAAGCGGUGGCGGUGCUGGUGGAAGUUAUCCAGCUGUUGACAUUCUCGACACUCCAAAGGAAUACAUCUUCCAUUUUGAUGUACCAGGGCUGUGCAAGACUGAUAUCCAAGUGAAUGUAAUGGAGGAAGAGAACGCUGAUCGCAAUCGUGCCGUCGGUCAGAUCUUGGUCAUUGAAAACGCUACCAGUGGCGGUGUAAAGAGGAAGCGAGAGGGAAAUGAGGGUGGUGACCGGGAAAAGAAGAAGAACGGCCACGGCGAGGAGGCUGAAGGAGGAUCAGCAUCAUGCACGUCUUUUAGGCUUGAAAGGAGGGUGUACCCAAAGAAAUUCAUGAGGAAGUUCAGGUUACCUGAAAACGCUGAUGUUUCUGCAAUCUCAGCCAAAUGUGAGAAUGGGGUUUUAACUGUUAAGGUGGAGAAGAAACCUCCUCCUCCACCAGCUAAACCCACUGUCAAAACUGUUGAAAUCACAACUACUGGAAAUUAACUUGUUAUCAUAUCAUGUAAUAGCUGUAGUAUCUGUUAACUAGUAUUAGUGUACUGCUUCUGCUAGACAGUUUCCAGUUUGAUGUAAUGAAAGUAAGCUACAUUUCCUCUGCAAGUGUUGUUGCUAUUGAACAUUCUUUUACCAAGUUAUACCAUUACAUUUCCUU